Messenger RNA from Marmota flaviventris (yellow-bellied marmot), 3159 nucleotides. It is a transcript of the gene Gjc2, whose product is annotated as gap junction protein gamma 2. Lineage: Eukaryota; Metazoa; Chordata; Mammalia; Rodentia; Sciuridae. The record is from RefSeq and is a predicted model, not a curated record. Gene Ontology annotation, molecular function: gap junction channel activity. Gene Ontology annotation, cellular component: connexin complex. Gene Ontology annotation, biological process: cell-cell signaling.
CUGCCUCCCCAACUGCCCAGACACUGACAGGCACCCUCAAUUCCAGACCCAGAUGCCAGUCUCCCCUCCAAAAUGGCCUCCCUGUCCGUGGUCCUUAUCCUCCAUGGCUUUCUCCUCACAUCCCCACCAGGUCCAUAAGCAAACUCUGCCUGGCCAGACUCCCCUCUGUAUGGCCAGGCCAUGGCGUCACUGCUUGGUGGGGUCUCAGCUGCUUCACCUCUCCCUCCUGUGGCCUGGAAUUCCCACCCAACAGGCCACACCUGCUGCCCUUCAGUGACUCCUGGUAGGGUAAAUAUGAGGGUCUCACCAGGCCCCAGAGCCCCUCUGAGCACAUAGAUGUGGCUGUCUCUGUCACUGCCCAAGGUGGCUGUGCAUCAUUGUGUUUUCAGCUUCACCAGACAUUGUCCCACCUGGACAGAUGCUGGCUUCCUUGGUUCCCCUAGCUGGGAACAGUCUAGAGGGAAGGAGCUAGGGCUGCACGGGGAGCCCCAGUGGUCCUGUGCUGGGAGAGGCAGCUGGCAGGCUAGGUGCAGCAGAACCAGCAGGGGCUUGGAGAGGAUGGGGUCCUUUAUCGAGGCAGAGGAUCUCUAGAGCUGCUGUGCAGGGUAUGGAGAGAGAAGGGCAGGGCUGCUGGGACUCAGGGCUGUGGGGGUUGAUGGGGCUACUAGGGCUGGGGGCUGCAGAGGCUGGGAAGUUGGAGAAGUAGUGGGGGCUUGGGGGACUGGGUCCUGGAACAGACCCUCAGAUACUGGGGCAUAACUCUGUGGGAGCAGGAGGGAGUGGGGCAAGGUGGUGCAGCAGGAUCUGACCACAGAGCUCCCCUGAGAAGUUCUGGGGAGAGAGGGAUGGGCAGGUGCUCAACAAGAGAUGUGGCUCUGCCAAGGAAGGUUCUCCCUAAGUCCCACGGACAGGGUCUUAGGCCUGGGUGGGGAUGCCUUUCCCAUCCAGGGAAGGCAAGAUGGUGAGCUUGGGUCACCAGCUAUAGGUAAGCUGAGCGACUGCAAGGCCCCUCGACUGAACCCUGAGUGCCAGGUUUCCAGAUGCCCCCAUCUGGCCGUCGUUGACUGCUGCCCACGCCCACAGGUCCUGCCCGCCCGCGCCCAUGACCAACAUGAGCUGGAGCUUCCUGACGCGGCUGCUGGAGGAGAUCCACAACCACUCCACCUUCGUGGGCAAGGUGUGGCUCACCGUGCUGGUAGUCUUCCGCAUCGUGUUGACUGCUGUGGGCGGCGAGUCUAUCUAUUCCGAUGAGCAGUCUAAGUUUACUUGCAACACGCGGCAGCCGGGCUGUGACAACGUCUGCUACGAUGCCUUCGCACCCCUGUCGCAUGUGCGCUUCUGGGUCUUUCAGAUCGUGGUCAUCUCAACGCCCUCCGUCAUGUACCUGGGCUACGCAGUCCACCGCCUGGCGCGUGCCUCGGAGCAGGAGCGGAGGCGCGCGCUCCGCCGCCGCCCAGGUCCCCGGCGCUCUCUCAGGGCGCACCUGCCACCGCCUGGAUGGCCGGAGCCCACUGACCUGGGCGAGGCAGAACCCAUGCUUGGGCUGGAGGAGGAAGAAGAGGAAGAGCCAGGACUGCCCGAGGGGCCGGGAGAGGACACGGAGGAGGAGCGCGCAGAUGAGGUGGCAACCAAGGGGGCUGGGGUAGACGGCAAGGCGGCUGGGGGCCCGGGUCCAGCCGGGCAACACGAUGGACGGCGACGCAUCCAGCGCGAGGGACUGAUGCGCGUGUACGUGGCCCAACUGGUGGUCAGGGCUGCCUUUGAGGUGGCUUUCUUGGUGGGCCAGUACCUACUGUAUGGCUUCGAGGUGCGGCCCUUCUUCGCCUGCAGCCGCCAGCCCUGCCCACACGUGGUGGAUUGCUUCGUGUCGCGGCCCACUGAGAAGACUGUCUUCCUGCUGGUCAUGUACGUGGUCAGCUGCCUGUGUUUGUUGCUCAACCUCUGCGAGAUGGCUCACCUGGGCCUGGGUAGCGCGCAGGACGCCGUACGUGGCCGCCGCGGUCCACCAGCGCAGGUGCCUGGUCCCGGGCCGCGCCCACCACCUUGUGCCUUCCCGGCCCCGGCCACCAGCCUGGCCUGCCCGCCCGACUACAGCCUGGUGGUGCGUGCUGCUGAGCGUGCACGCGCGCAUGACCAGAAUUUGGCUAAUCUGGCCUUGCAGGCGCUGCGUGACGGGGCGGCAGCAGGCGGAGACCGGGAUAGCCCGCCCUGCCCUGGGCUCUCCGCGGCCAACCGGGGGCCACCCAGAGCCAGCGCACCGGCUUCUGGAACCGGCAGCGCCACGUCUGGGGGCACCGCCGGAGAGCAGGGCCGGCCUGGGGCCCAUGAGCGGCCAGGCGCCAAACCCAGGGCUGGCUCCGAGAAGGGCAGUAGCGGCAGCAGGGACGGAAAGGCCACUGUGUGGAUCUGAAGAUACUGGCGGGGAUUGCUGAUGUGGGGGGGCUCUGGAGGAAAGUUGAUCUCAAUUCUGUUAAGACAGCGGCACCCAAGGCAGCUCUGGCUGCUUCUCCUGCCUGGGGAGGGACGUUGUAGGGAGGAGAAGGGGCUGAAGGCCAACAGGAGGCAGGGUCUGGGCACCUCUGAGGCUGAAAGACGGGGAGGAGGAAGCCUGUGUGCCCCCAAGGGUGGGCAAAGCAGGGGCCCCAGAAUGACUGGCCGUGCCCCUGCUGAGCUGUUGGGCCCUCAGAGAUGACCACUGCCUGCCUCCCAUUCCUUCCCUCUGAGCUCCCUUGCAGCAACCCACUGACCACCUGAGUCCCUGGAACAGACAUUUUGGGGACUGCAGUUUCCACUCGCUGCCACAAUAUGUGGUUCCUUUGCCACACCUUCAGCCUGGAGCCCUGGUUCCAGCAAUCCCAGGACAGGCAUAGGGUCCUGGGCUCAGCCCCAACCUGCACCAGUUCCUGGUUCUCCUGGGGUGACACUCUGCAGAGGACCUUUGAUGGACAGGACCACCCCUUCUCUGAGCCUCUAUGGCAAAAAGUAUCAGCUAAGGUUUGCUGCCUAGACUGACAAAGCAGUGGUUGGGGACCUGUGGCUGGGUUAUGCUAGAGGAAGGGGUCUUGGGAAGCCUGCCCAUGACCUCUCUGCCUGCCUUCCUAAUUCAGAGCCAGCUUUGGAACUAAGGGAGCAAAAUAAAACUAACUUUUGUUUACAACA